This is a messenger RNA of Trichechus manatus latirostris (Florida manatee), 1393 nucleotides long. RefSeq names its product olfactory receptor 10A2. The record is from RefSeq and is a predicted model, not a curated record. The coding region runs from base 87 to 1052 and encodes 321 amino acids. The transcript has a single exon. Gene Ontology annotation, biological process: G protein-coupled receptor signaling pathway. Gene Ontology annotation, cellular component: membrane. Gene Ontology annotation, molecular function: G protein-coupled receptor activity; olfactory receptor activity. NCBI's taxonomy places the organism in Eukaryota, Metazoa, Chordata, Mammalia, Sirenia, Trichechidae.
UCUCUGACACUGAGACGAAAUCUGAACAACAAAUCCAGAAUCUGAUUCUUCCAAUCAAGAAUAUCUAUGUUCACAGCUGAGCACUUAUGCCUAUACCUGUGACUGGAGGAAAUGUGACAAGAGUAAGUGACUUUAUCCUCAUGAGCUUCUCUUCCCUGCCUACUGAAAUACAGUCAUUACUCUUCAUGAUGUUUCUGAUCAUUUACCUCAUCACUCUGAUGGGAAACAGCCUCAUCAUUUUGGUUACUUUGGCUGACUCUGUGUUGCACAGCCCCAUGUACUUCUUCCUUAGGAAUUUGUCUUUCUUGGAGAUUGGCUUCAACCUAGUCAUUGUACCGAAAAUGCUGGGGACCCUGCUUACCCGGGACACAACCAUCUCCUUCCUUGGUUGUGCUAUUCAAAUGUACUUCUUCUUCUUCUUCGGGGUGGCUGAAUGCUUCUUCCUGGCCACCAUGGCAUAUGACCGCUAUCUAGCCAUUUGCAACCCCCUGCACUACCCAAUCAUCAUGAACCAAAGGACCUGUGCCAAACUGGCUGCUGCCUCCUGGUUUCCAGGCUUUCCAGUGGCUACUGUGCAGACCACUUGGCUCUUCAGCUUUCCAUUCUGUGGCACCAACAAGGUGAACCACUUCUUCUGUGACAGCCCACCUGUGCUGAGUCUGGUCUGUGCAAACACAGCACUGUUUGAGAUCUAUGCCAUCAUUGGAACUAUUCUGGUCAUCAUGACACCCUGCAUGCUGAUCCUAUGUUCCUACACUCACAUAGCUGCUGCCAUCCUUAAGAUUCCCUCAGCAAAAGGGAAGCGAAAAGCCUUCUCUACCUGUUCUUCCCACCUCCUUGUUGUCUCCCUUUUCUAUGUAUCUUCGAGCCUCACCUACUUUCGACCUAAGUCAAAUAAUUCUCCCGAGAGCAAGAAACUGCUGUCAUUGUCCUACACUAUUGUGACUCCCAUGUUGAACCCCAUUAUCUACAGCCUGAGAAAUAAGGAGGUGAAGAAUGCCCUCAGCCGGACCUUCCACAAGGCUAUCAACCUCAGAAACUGCAUUCUAUAGACACAAAGAGGUAAGACGAGAGCCUACUUAAUGAGGAACAAUCAGUUUCAUGCUUGGGAUUCCUCUCUACCUCUUUUCAUAUCUUCAUUGGGAGGACAUCCAGCUGAUGAAAUGACUACUGGAAAGCUCAGUGGAGAGAAAAGAGCACAGAGGUAGUUAUCUAUCACUACCAUCUGCUGAACUCUCCUGCCUGUCUAUUGAAUAUUUUCAUUUUUUUUUCUUAUUGGUGCAAUUGACAUUUGACACUUCAGUGGCCAAGCCAUUCCAGGUAUUUUUAUUGCUAAUGUGACAUACAUUGUGAAAAGUAUAAAACUGCUUGUAAUGUGAACUUGGGGACACAC